GGAGUGGCCGCUGCACCUGUCCGACCUGUUUCGGGGACACAUGACCCCGCAGGAAUUUCUCCCGCUGCUCCCGGCCUUUGUUUGUGGGAGGCUAGAGGGUGAGAGGCAGAGGGAGAGAGAGGGGGAGACAGAGAGAGAAGAAGAAGAAGAAGAAGAGGAAGAAGAGAGGGAGACACAGAGAUGUCGGAGCCAGCAGCCGCUAAUCCCGCCGCCACUUCGUUCCCGGCGCCGGUCUUGUCCUUGCCUCUGGGACUGGACGUGCUGCGGACGUACUCCGGAGCGCUCGUCUGCUUAGAGAUAAUAUUCGGUGGUCUGGUAUGGAUCCUGGUGGCUUCCUCCAAUGUGCCCGUGCCUCUGCUGCAGUGCUGGGUGAUGUUCGUCUCUGUCACCGCCUUCUUCCUCUCCUCUGCCUACCUCGCCCUCCUCAUCACCGGUCUGGCUGACCGCAUCAACACAGAUUGGAACUUUUUGGAUGUGUUUUACCAUUUCAUAGCUGUCCUUUUCUACUUCGCCGCCUUCGUGUUGGAGGCAGCGACGACGGCGGCGAACGGAGGCGCGCACAUCACUCCGCUGCCAAACAGCACCGACACCGUCCUGUGUGUAACCUACCCCCGAGGCAACAUAUUCACAGUCCUGACUGGCACGCAGUACAGUAUUAAUGUAGCAGCCACAAUAUUUGCAUUCAUUGUGACGUUUUGCUACGGCUGCAGUAUGGUGAUGGGGUUCAGGAGGUGGAGGAUGUAACCCGGAAAGCAACGGCUUCGUAACUCCUGCGUGCACUAAGAUAUCAGCCGCCUCGCUCACUGCUCCCGGGUGGCUUCCUCCGUUCAAGUUCACCAAUCAGACGUGUGUUAGUAGCUCCGGACGGAAGCAGUAGCAAACAGUCCCUACUCCGGCAACGCGAUAGAAAUAUGGAUGGGAGUCUUUCUUCGCCUUACAAAAUAUCUGACAAAAAUUCUGAAAACAACUGUUUUGUUACUUCUGGAGAUGUUUUGAAGGUUUUAAAGUUGUAUUUGUGCAUUUCAUGCUGUGCAGAAUGGAUUAGCCGCUCUCUUCUGUAAAACUCCCUUUGCUCUGGAACAAAAACGACUCAUAAGAGGAAGGGAGCAGAUUAGCUUUUUUUUAAUUGUAUGAAGGUAAAUGUCAGUCCUGCAAAGUCUGAAGAAGUAAAAAUUUCCUACCAUGAGGAGCAUUAAAAAAUUGCUGCCUUGUGCUGAAAUCUCCACGGCAGAACAUAUUCUAAUGACAGGCUCAGUUUGAAAGGUUUCAGAAACAGUGUUGUUCCUCUCUUUCUUCUCUUCUGGUGCUAAGGCCACUGCUCAAAGACGAAACUGAUUUUAUCUUUGAAUUUUCUUACUACACGUGGAAUGCUGUUUGUAAUAUUUUGUAACAGAUGUACACUUCUGUAUAUAUAUUAUAUUUGUGUAGUAACAGCGUUGUUUAACCCAUUCUGAACAACUCCACUCAUGAUUAAACUUUAGAUCUAAUCACUUAACCAUGAGUAAAGAUGCUCUGAUCAGCUACUUUUCAAAUAUCUUGUAUGUGCUGAUGGAUUGUUUCAGUGUUUUUUUUUUAUUUUGUGUAUUAUUAUUGUUUAAUCUUUAAUAUCACUACGUAACAAAAUUUCAAUUUUUCUCUGUUCCUGGCUUGAAAGUGUUUUUUCCUGGUUGCUUCUGCUAAAAGUAAGAGAAAAAACACUCACUUUGCCCUUUAAACUUUACUUUUAAGACCAGUUCCAUGAAGCAUGUAUGUAUAUUGGGAUGCAUCCAUUUUUUUGUAAACAAUACUUUUAGAAAUAAAAGCAAAUUUCUGUCAUUUAUUUGCUUUAUUCACCUAAUUAAUAUACCAAAAGCUGUGAAAUGUCGAUUUUUACCUAAAGAAAUGCUAUUUCAUCACCAAAGACCAAGACAAAACCAAAGUUUAAACAUUGUAAUGACCACAUCUUUGAUCGAUCCAGGUAUAAGUGAGGAAAAUGUACUUUCCACCCAGGAACAAAAAGUGUGUUAAAUAGUGUAUGAGUUGAUCUGUAAACGAGUGGCUUGAAUCAGUAAUUAACCCGCUCUGCUACAUAGUUAUAUUUAAUGUUUACCAUUUAAUUUAAUGUUAAUUUAAAAUAGCUUACAAUGAAAGUUUGAUAUGUUUUUGACAACUGCUGUUGUUGAUGUUUGAAAUGCAUUUCUCAGCAAAUUAAAAUAAUUUUGACAAAUUCUGUUUUUGACAUUUGGAAUGCGUUUAUCAACAAAUUAAAAUCCAACU
Molecule: messenger RNA, 2256 nt
Organism: Salarias fasciatus (jewelled blenny)
Lineage: Eukaryota; Metazoa; Chordata; Actinopteri; Blenniiformes; Blenniidae
Gene: mal2
Product: mal, T cell differentiation protein 2
Exons: 4
Coding region: 181-744 (187 amino acids)
Biological process (GO): myelination
Cellular component (GO): membrane
Molecular function (GO): structural constituent of myelin sheath
Source: RefSeq, a predicted model, not a curated record